UUUCUUCCCGCCAACUUUGCUUGGGGGCUGCGGCCCGGCCCCUGGGUUAGGGAGCGGGGCUGCGUGGGAGGCGGGCAGGCGGGGGCGCGGAGUUUCGCCACGCUCCCUAAGCGUUCUGCUGAGAGUCAUCAAUUAUGCAAGGGAACGGCGCGCUGCACUGGGGGGAAGGCAGGGGAGGCAGCGCACCAAGAUGGCGACAACCGCAGUUUCUCCUGCAGCCUCCCCACCUCUGCAGUCCAGCAACGCCUUGCAGGAGUCGCGCUAGCGCCGAAGCCACAAGCUGACCUAUCCCGGGCGCAUCAUAACUAAAUAAGUUUCUGCAGGAUGAAAAAAUGGCAGGGCGGCUGCUUGCACCACCAGGCCCUGAUAGUUUUCGACCUUUCACUCCGGAAUCUCUGGCUAACAUCGAGAAGCGCAUCGCAGAAGAUAAGAAGAAGAAGCGCCCCAAGCAAGACAGCAGUCACAGAGAUGACGACGAAGAGAGCAAACCAAAACCAAACAGUGACCUGGAGGCAGGGAAGAAUUUGCCUUUCAUCUAUGGGGAUAUCCCAAAAGGCCUGGUUGCUGUGCCACUGGAGGACUUUGACCCUUUCUAUUUGACGCAGAAAACCUUUGUAGUACUAAACAGAGGCAAAACACUCUUCCGAUUUAGUGCCACGCCUGCCUUGUACAUUUUAAGUCCUUUUAAUCUGCUUAGGAGAAUAGCUAUUAAAAUUUUGAUACAUUCAGUAUUUAGCAUGAUCAUUAUGUGCACUAUUUUGACGAACUGUGUGUUCAUGACUUUUAGUAACCCACCAGAGUGGUCGAAACAGGUGGAGUACACAUUCACUGGUAUAUAUACAUUUGAAUCACUUGUGAAAAUUAUUGCAAGAGGCUUCUGCAUAGACGGCUUCACUUUUCUCCGUGACCCAUGGAACUGGCUAGACUUCAGUGUCAUCAUGAUGGCAUAUGUCACAGAGUUUGUGGACCUUGGGAAUGUGUCAGCCUUGAGAACUUUCAGAGUUCUCCGAGCUUUGAAAACUAUCUCUGUCAUUCCAGGCCUGAAGACUAUCGUGGGAGCCCUGAUCCAGUCUGUGAAGAAGCUGUCAGAUGUGAUGAUUUUGACAGUGUUUUGCCUCAGCGUAUUUGCUUUAAUUGGGCUUCAGCUGUUCAUGGGGAAUCUAAGGAACAAGUGUGUCAUCUGGCCCAUUGAUCUCAAUGAGACCUACCUGGAAAAUGGCACCAAGGGCUUUGACUGGGAAGAAUACACCAACAAUGUUUCCAAUUUUUACACAUUACCUGGGUUUCUUGAUCCUUUGUUGUGCGGUAACAGCUCUGACGCAGGCCAAUGCCCCGAGGGCUUUACAUGCAUGAAAGCAGGGAGGAAUCCAAACUAUGGCUACACCAGCUUUGAUACCUUCAGUUGGGCUUUCCUGGCCUUAUUUCGCCUCAUGACUCAGGAUUUCUGGGAAAACUUGUAUCAGUUAACUUUGCGAGCAGCGGGGAAAACCUACAUGAUCUUUUUCGUCCUGGUUAUUUUCGUUGGGUCGUUCUACCUGGUAAACUUGAUUUUGGCUGUGGUGGCCAUGGCCUAUGAAGAACAAAACCAGGCGACACUGGAAGAGGCGGAGCAGAAGGAAGCAGAAUUCAAGGCCAUGUUGGAACAGCUGAAAAAGCAACAGGAGGAAGCUCAGGCUGCAGCCAUGGCCACUUCAGCAGGGACAGUCUCAGAAGAUGCUGUGGAAGAGGAUGGUGGAGGAAGGAUGUCCCAGAGCUCUUCUGAGAUCUCCAAGCUCAGCUCUAAGAGCGCCAAGGAGAGGCGGAAUAGGAGGAAGAAGCGGAAGCAGAAGGAGCUGUCGGAAGGAGAAGAGAAGGGAGAUGUUGAGAAGGUGUUUAAGUCAGAGUCGGAAGAUGGCAUGAGGAGGAAGGUCUUCCGCUUGCCAGACAACAGGUUGGGGCGGAAACUUUCCAUCAUGAACCAGUCGCUGCUCAGCAUCCCAGGAUCUCCCUAUCUCUCCCGGCACAACAGCAAAAGCAGCAUCUUCAGCUUCAAGAGAGGUUUCCGCGACCCGGGUUCAGAAAACGAAUUUGCCGAUGACGAGCAUAGCACAGUGGAGGAGAGCGAGGGCCGGAGGGAUUCCCUCUUCAUCCCGAUCCGGGGCCACGAGAGGAAAAGCAGCUACAGCGGUUACAGCGGCUACAGCCAGGGGAGCAGAUCGUCCCGCAUCUUUCCCAGCAUCCGCCGGAACAUGAAGCGGAACAGCACCGUGGACUGCAACGGCGUGGUCUCCCUGAUUGGUGGCCCAACCUCCAACAUACCCAGCGGACGGCUUCUGCCUGAGGUGAAAAUAGAUAAGGCAGCUACUGAUGACAGCGGAACCACUGAGGUGGAGAUUAAAAAGAAAGCUACUGGGUCACUCUUGGUAUCAAUGGACCAGCUGAAUGCAUCCUAUGGAAGGAAGGACCGAACCAACAGUAUAAUGACAGUAAUCACAAAUACCCUUGUAGAAGAACUAGAAGAAUCCCAAAGAAAAUGCCCUCCCUGCUGGUACAAAUUUGCCAACAUCUUCCUUAUUUGGGAGUGCCACCCAUACUGGAUGAAGCUGAAAGAAAUUGUCAACUUGAUUGUCUUCGACCCCUUUGUGGAUUUAGCCAUUACGAUCUGUAUUGUUUUGAAUACUCUGUUCAUGGCAAUGGAGCACCAUCCCAUGACCCCACAGUUUGAGCAUGUCUUGGCUGUAGGGAACCUGGUUUUCACUGGAAUUUUCACAGCUGAGAUGUUCCUAAAGCUCAUAGCAAUGGACCCCUACUAUUAUUUCCAAGAAGGGUGGAACAUUUUUGAUGGAUUUAUUGUCUCUCUCAGUUUGCUGGAGCUGAUGCUGGCAGAUGUGGAAGGGCUUUCGGUGUUGCGAUCUUUCCGAUUGUUGAGGGUCUUCAAGCUGGCAAAAUCCUGGCCUACUCUGAACAUGUUGAUUAAAAUCAUUGGCAACUCGGUGGGGGCCUUAGGAAACCUGACCUUGGUGCUAGCCAUCAUUGUCUUCAUCUUUGCCGUGGUGGGGAUGCAGCUUUUCGGCAAGAGCUACAAGGAAUGUGUCUGCAAGAUCAACCCCGAGUGUGAGCUUCCACGAUGGCACAUGCACGACUUCUUCCACUCUUUCCUUAUCGUCUUCCGUGUGCUGUGUGGGGAGUGGAUUGAAACCAUGUGGGACUGUAUGGAAGUGGCAGGACAGGCCAUGUGCCUUAUUGUCUUCAUGAUGGUGAUGGUCAUUGGAAAUCUGGUGGUAUUGAACCUGUUCUUGGCUUUGUUGCUGAGCUCUUUCAGCGCAGACAACCUUGCAGCGACAGAUGAUGACGGCGAGAUGAACAACUUGCAGAUCUCAGUCAUCCGGAUCAAGAAAGGCAUUGCCUGGGCCAAGAUUAGAAUGCACGAGUUUGUGCAGACCCACUUCAAGCAGCAGGAAGCGGAUGAAGUGAAGCCACUAGACGAGCUGUAUGACAAGAAGAUGAACUGCAUCGCCAACCACACCGGCGCCGACAUCAACCGGGAGAUCGAUUACCAGAAGAACGGCAAUGGCACCACCAGUGGCAUUGGCAGCAGCGUGGAAAAGUACAUCAUUGAUGAAGACCACAUGUCUUUCAUCAACAACCCUAACCUCACCGUCCGUGUCCCCAUAGCUGUGGGUGAGUCUGACUUUGAGAACCUCAACACGGAAGAUUUCAGCAGUGACACUGACCCCGAUGGCAGCAAAGAGAAACUGGAUGAUACAAGUUCGUCGGAGGGCAGUACCAUUGAUAUAAAGCCUGAGGCAGAGGAGGUUCCUGUGGAAGCACCAGAAGAAUACCUGGAUCCGGACGCGUGUUUCACAGAAGGCUGCGUUCAGCGGUUCAAGUGCUGCGAAGUCAGCAUUGAAGAAGGGUGGGGCAAGUCGUGGUGGAACUUACGAAAGACAUGCUUUCUUAUUGUGGAGCAUAACUGGUUUGAGACGUUCAUUAUCUUCAUGAUCUUGCUAAGCAGUGGAGCCCUGGCCUUUGAAGAUAUUUACAUAGAACAGAGAAAGACCAUACGGACUGUCUUGGAGUAUGCCGACAAAGUCUUCACUUACAUCUUUAUCCUCGAAAUGUUGUUGAAGUGGUGUGCCUAUGGAUUCGUGAAGUUCUUCACUAAUGCCUGGUGCUGGCUAGAUUUCCUCAUUGUAGCAGUCUCUUUAGUCAGCCUUGUAGCUAAUGCCCUUGGCUACUCGGAACUAGGUGCCAUUAAAUCCCUUAGGACACUCAGAGCUUUGAGGCCUUUAAGAGCGUUGUCCCGAUUUGAGGGGAUGAGGGUGGUUGUGAAUGCCUUGGUGGGAGCUAUACCAUCCAUUAUGAAUGUGUUGUUGGUCUGCCUUAUCUUCUGGCUGAUUUUCAGCAUAAUGGGGGUUAAUCUUUUUGCUGGGAAGUAUCAUUACUGCUUUAAUGAGACGUCCGAGUAUCGAUUCGAGAUAGAAGAAGUCAACAACAAGUCAGACUGCGAGAAGCUCAUGAAUCCCAACGAAACGGAGAUCCGGUGGAAGAACGUAAAGAUUAACUUUGACAAUGUUGGUGCAGGGUACCUGGCCCUUCUGCAAAUUGCAACCUUUAAAGGCUGGAUGGACAUAAUGUAUGCAGCAGUAGAUUCUAGAAAGCAAGAUCAGCAGCCCAAGUAUGAGGACAACAUCUAUAUGUACAUCUACUUUGUCAUCUUCAUCAUCUUCGGAUCCUUCUUCACCUUGAAUCUCUUUAUCGGUGUCAUCAUUGACAAUUUCAAUCAGCAAAAGAAAAAGUUUGGAGGUCAGGAUAUCUUCAUGACAGAGGAGCAGAAGAAAUACUACAACGCCAUGAAAAAACUGGGCUCCAAGAAACCUCAGAAGCCAAUUCCAAGGCCUCUGAAUAGAGUCCAAGGAGCUGUUUUCGACUUUGUCACCCAGCAAGCGUUUGACAUACUGAUCAUGCUGCUCAUCUGCCUCAACAUGGUGACUAUGAUGGUUGAGACGGACACACAGAGCAAACAGAUGGAAGAAAUCCUCUACUGGAUCAACCUGGUCUUUGUUAUCUUUUUCACAUGCGAGUGUGUGCUGAAAAUGUUUGCCUUGCGUCACUACUACUUCACUAUUGGCUGGAACAUUUUUGAUUUUGUGGUUGUCAUUCUCUCCAUCGUGGGUAUGUUCUUGGCUGAAAUCAUAGAGAAAUACUUUGUGUCACCUACUCUCUUCAGAGUCAUCCGCCUGGCCCGUAUUGGCCGCAUCCUGCGCCUGAUCAAAGGAGCCAAAGGGAUCCGCACCCUGCUUUUUGCCUUAAUGAUGUCUUUGCCUGCCUUGUUCAACAUUGGUCUCCUGCUCUUCCUGGUUAUGUUCAUCUUUUCCAUCUUUGGGAUGUCCAACUUUGCCUACGUCAAGCACGAGGCUGGCAUCGAUGACAUGUUCAACUUUGAGACUUUUGGCAACAGUAUGAUUUGCUUGUUCCAGAUCACUACCUCAGCUGGGUGGGAUGGUUUGCUUUUGCCCAUCCUCAACAGGCCACCGGACUGUGAUUUGACUAAGGAACACCCCGGGAGUGGUUUCAAAGGCGACUGCGGGAAUCCCUCGGUGGGGAUCUUCUUCUUUGUUAGCUACAUCAUCAUCUCCUUUCUGAUUGUGGUGAAUAUGUACAUUGCCAUCAUUCUGGAGAACUUCAGCGUAGCUACGGAGGAGAGCGCCGACCCGCUGAGCGAAGACGACUUUGAGACCUUCUACGAGAUCUGGGAGAAGUUUGACCCCGAUGCCACGCAAUUCAUUGAGUACUGCAAGCUGGCAGACUUUGCUGACGCCUUGGAGCACCCUCUCCGCGUCCCGAAGCCCAACACUAUUGAACUCAUUGCCAUGGACUUGCCGAUGGUGAGCGGGGAUAGAAUCCACUGCUUGGACAUCCUGUUUGCCUUUACCAAGCGGGUGCUGGGCGAUAGCGGCGAGCUGGACAUCCUGAGGCAGCAGAUGGAGGAGAGGUUUGUGGCUUCGAAUCCAUCCAAAGUGUCUUACGAGCCUAUCACAACCACACUGCGGCGCAAGCAGGAAGAGGUCUCUGCAUUGGUCAUCCAGAGGGCGUACCGGGCUCGCUUAAUAAGGAGGGGCUUUAUUUACCGAAAGAACGUCUCCAAUAAGAUGGAAAACGGAGGGACAAACAGGGAGAAAAAAGAAGGUACCCCGUCCACAGCGUCCCUCCCAUCCUAUGACAGUGUGACUAAGCCCGAAAAGGAGAAACAGCGAGCCGAGGAAGGGAGACGGGAAAGAGCGAAAAGGCAAAGAGACACCAGGGAACCCAAAUAUUGAGAUGAUCCGUAACAUUAAUAACUCUAGGGGAAAAAGUAUGAGCGGAAAAGAUUGUUUACAAACUUCCCGAUAAAAUAUAUAUCAAUAGUGAACAGCUGUGGAGACACUUUACCUGAAGAUCCUAUACCAAACAUAGUCUGCUUACUGUGUGACCAUGUUGCAUCUCAAAGCAGUGAUCUACCACCUGUUUAACGGACCCAUCUAGGCAAAUAUAUUAAAAAAAACAGGAAACAAUGCAAAGGCGGGGUAAAAAAAAAAAAGGAUUUUAUACUGUUUGGGCAGGUGGAUACUGCAUGUUCCACAUCAGUCAAUGCAACUUAGGACAAACAAGCAAAAUAAAACACACACACACACACACACUUAAGGAAAAACAAACAAACCUGCUGCUUUAGGAUUCGUAUAUAUUUUUUCCGAAGCAGCCAAAAUGGAUUUUAUUUUUCUCAUUUUAUUGAAAGGAAACCCAGAACAAAAACAAAACAAAAAAACCCCAUCACUUUGAAGGGUUGGGUUGCUCAUGCAAAACUAGAUUUUCAUACUUGACAUUUAGUUUAAGCACCAAAAAAACAAACAAAAAAACAAAAAAAUUAGAACAAGGGGGAAAACAAAUUGAGCAACGACAAAAAGCUGAAACGAAACGACACAUAUUUAGCCCAUGUCAUUUAAUCAUCAUAGUUCCUUUGGUAUUUAUUAUCUGCAUACUUCUUUAUUAUAUGGGCUUCACCAUGGUUUGGGAGAUGGGGAUAAUCAGGUGUUUUCAGCCUGCCAAAACUCGCUCAGGCCGAUUCCAAAAAUAAAAUAAAAUAAAAUUGUGCUCGUUUCAAUGCAUAGAAAUGAUUUGCAUGAUGGCAUGCUGUGAUCAGGAAUCAUGCAUGAGGAAUCAUAAAAUCACAAGACACUCAAUAUGCUGUCCAGGCCUUGUGUUAAGCCAUAUGUUCGAGGCACUCCACUGACUACGGCACACUGUAUUGGGAGAGUUACUCUUAGCUAUAUCUAUGCCCUUCCGCCAAGUUACCAAUCCUUAGAUCUUUCCAUGCACCUCCUCUAGGAAGAACAAAAAUGUGAAACCAACUGACGGAGACUUGUUUAUGUGUAUGUUUAUUAACCAUGCAGCCAUAUAUUUUUUGCACUUUUUAAAAGAAACAGCAAACACGGGAAAUGCUGCUCUUAAAAGCCUUCUGAUGGAAAAAGACCAUGCAGCAAUGGUUUCUUAAUACAAUGUCGCUGUCAAAGAGUGCUUUAGGGCUUCAAGAAAACCCACCCGGUAGUUUUGUUUCCUGCAAUACUCGCAAUUACUCUUUAGCCUCCAUUCCGCAGUGUAGGUAACUUCCCCCCCCCUCCCCUGUUAGACAUGAAAAAGUGCUAUCGGAAACAGCACGUUAUCUUUCAAAGGUGCAAUUUUCAGCAGAUCUAUAAAGCAAUUUUAUCGAGGAGGGUAGGGUUACGACAGGGAAGUUUACAGCACUGUGUGCCAUAUUUACAUGCUGGCGGUUGCGUCCUUUGGGAUCGUUCUGAUGCAAGGAACUCAACAAUGGGGCACAAGCUGCUUCCCAGAAAAGUGGCCUCUACUAAGCGUUCUUCCAUUGACAGAUUUCCUGCAGCUUGCAGUCUUGACAUUGCACGAUUUUGUUUGCUUUUUUGCAUUUGUUUGUUUAUAUAUUUUUUACAGGAAACGCAAACCAAAAUGCUAGCAACAAUAACCACAAUGUUAAAAACCAACGUUUAGUAGAACAUCACACGUUUGAUGAGCAAAGUAGCCGUGUGACAUGGGUGCAGCGCUGAGAGAGAAAGUGUCCUAUAUGUCGUGUGCCUUCACCAACUUUGCAUUUCAUCCCACAUUGUUGUCAUAAUUUUAACCAGUCCUGCAAAAUUCAGGUAGGGAUGAAAGAGCUACCUCUCAACUAGUCUUAACUCUAAAUUGACGGGAGUCUCACCCUGGGGGGGUUUGGGGGUGGGUGGGAACAUAAUUUUUGUGUUUCUAGUUAGUACCUGGGCAUCUCAAUAUUUCGAAAUGUUUCAUUGUGUCACCUUCAACGAGUCGAUCAUACUGAGAAUUCAGUUGUGUGGGUUUUUCUUUGUUUUUUAGGGGCACGGGCUUGUGGAGUAGUUCUCGCUGAUGGGCCAAAGGUUGUAUUGCACUAUAACCAAGACUCUGUUCCAUCAUGCAGCUUAAAAGAGAAGGCAUAGGCUGCUAUGAAUCGUUUAGAAUGCCUGGUUGCAAAAAGGGAGGUGUACUGAACUUUUUUUGAGGGCGCGAUGAAAGAAAACAAGCUGUUUGAAUGUGGACCAAAUAAAUUGUAUCUAUAAAAGGGCAAAAACACACACACACAAAAUAAUCACUCAAAAUAUUCCAAAAGCAAAACAAACAAAUAGCAAUGCCUUUUAGAUAGCUGGCAGAGGCUUGACCUAUAGAAUCUCGCAGCCUAGAUGCCCGCAACAAGGGUCUUGUAGAAAGCAAGCCAUUCGAUAGACAUCUGUGCCAAGUUGGACUUUUUAAAUGCAUAGUCUAGCUAUCAUGAAAUCAGUGGAAGAAUUCUGCUGUACCAGAUACCACAAGGAACAAAACAUUUCUAUCCUGUUAGACUUACCCCACUUACUCCUACAAUGUGUAUAAUAAAAAUAAAAAUAAAAAAAAUACAUGCAUAUGUACAGGCAACAUUGUAAACAGCACAACAACAACAAAAGCUGAAAAAUGUGGUUGAACUUUUUAAAAGAAUAUUAUAAAUACUGUAAUAUAUCAUUUUAUUUUAUUGGCAUGCCUUUUUGUAAAUAACAAAGGACUACAAAAAAUUAAAUAGAAUGGCUUCUGGCGUAUGCCACUGUCCAUGUUUAAUUUUAUAUCUAUAUAUAAUACAUUUUUUUCUCUUUCUUUUUUCCACUUUUGAGACAAUGUCAACUUAUGUACAUCCCCACAGGGGGAGGAGAUAAAGCCUCCCAAACAGACACAGAGCAAAGCUUUAUUGCAAAGUUACCUUUACAACAAACGGAAAUAUUUAGACUAUAUUUUGGUUCUGAGGUGCAAUAUAUUUUGACCACUUCUAUGCAAGAUUUGGCUAAAUGUCAUAAUUGUUCUUUAGCUGGACUAUUGUUCCAUAUGGAAAGCUCGGUACAUGUAGUGUUUGUGCUGUCAAAUUUUACUAAGCAAUUUUUAGUAAAAAUGCCCUGCAAUCUAUAUUUACAUUGGGUCAUUAUUUAGCGAUACUUGAACUUUCUUACGUUACACUAGCUUUACUAACAAAUAAAAGUUAUUAACAAACAGCUUCAGAGCUGAGGGCUAUGUCCUACUAAAGUGAAUACUUUUGCUUUUUCUAGUUGCUACACUACAUUUCUUUUUUUCCAUUUCUUUUUUGGGGACAGUUGUUUAAACAAACAAUCGGCCAAACUUCACAGAUAUUGUGAAACUUGCUCCGUAUUUUUAUAUGCAUCGUAAUUUAAGCAAAGCGUAGAAUAUUGGGGAAAUCUUACUCAAAAAUUAACAAUCACAAAAAGGUAGUUUGAGACAUACAGACAGCAUAUAAAGAUAUAUAGAAUCAAAGAAUUUGGCAAUAAAGAAGGAAUCCUAUUAGUUUAACAGGCAUGGCCAAUGCUUUUUUGAGAAAGCAUUAGAAAAUUAGAAAUCAGAGAAAUCUCAAAAUCAUUGAGAACAGUUAGAAAACGUACAUUUAAUUUUGAUAGUGCUGAUUUUUAAGCUCAACAUUUUGUACUCCCCACCAACACCAGAAAAGGUGCUGUAUAGAAUUUUGUUGAAAUGUUGUUUUUCUGAGAAUAUUUAAAUUAGUUUUUGCUUUUAUGUUCAUUUCUUUCUUUAUUUGGAGUGGUAGAAUUAGUAAGAAAAAGCAAUCUGGUUUUCUGGGCUGUCUGAUUAAAUGGGUAGUGGAGAUUUCUAAUCAGCCAACAAUGAAUGGCAGGUGCUUUGUGAAAGUGACAUGGAAGAUCUUCAAUCAAGUCACAACCAGGGGGGAAAACACUCAUACAUCAAGUCAUUUGGCAUAAAUACUAUGGCUGGGCUUGCAACUUCUCACAAACUCAUGCCACUCCAACCAUCCUCUCCCUCACAAAAAACAAAACCAGAACUUGAGGGUAUUAUUGUUAAUACAAUUGAAUGGUAUAAAUGGCAAUAGGCCUUGGGAGAAAACAUAACUUCAAGACUGCAUUUAUUUAUUUUUUGAACACGUAUAAUUUGGACAAUAUUCUUUAGAACAGUGGUCAGGUUGUGACAAGUUCCUAUAUCAAAAAUGCUGGAUAUUUUAAAAUAAUAUGACCAACUUCCUUUGUUUUCCUUCUUCAACUACUUGGAUUGUUUUUACGAAGACUCCAAGAAUUCAAGUUUUCCUUAACCAACAGACAACUUUAUGAUGCAGAAAUGCUUAGUAAAACUAUGUAAUUGAGAAGAUAAUUGAAAACUGACUUGUGCAUGAAGGGGGAAAUCUAGAAUUCAAAAUACCAGUGUUACAGGAAGUAUUGUUCUGAUCACUGUUGUCACUUUUAUCUGUGGAAUUUUUCUGGAGGGUAUUAUGUAAGGAAAUCCUGCUUCUUUUGCUCUCGACACAUUUUAUUAUUGAGGGUUUAGAAUGAAAAUUACUCCUAACUUCAAAUAUUUCUAACAGUGCAAAAAUGUGCAAUCCAAUCUCUAUAUUAUUGUUUCACUAGGAGGAAUCAGGAGCUUUAGUUAGAAAGCAGAAAAUGUUUUGCUCUUCAGGUGGGAAGUUGCAUCAAGAUACAUAUGUAUAUCCCUGUUUGUUCUCUCUCUAUUUUGUAAAGACAUGGGGCAAAAAUGAUAUUGCCCCAGUUUCACCCUACACCCAGUCCUCCCAUUUAAACUUUUAAGAUAAAGGGGAAAUGCUGAGGAAUCUUAAACUCAAGAUUCAUAGACCCGUUAGGAUUUGCAUAUCUGCCGUAAUCCGUCUUGCAAGUGCAGAUUGCCAGUAGUGAAUUAUCCUUGGGGAGGAGACAUUAUUCAGUGGUAAAGUACUUUAUUUUCCUACAGAAGGUUACAAGUUUAAUCCUAGACUAAGGUUACCAGACGUCCCCAUUUCCCGGGGACAGUCCCCAGAUGUACAAAUCAGUCCUGAUACAAAAUCCAUUGAAGUUGAAAAGUGUCCCCGGAUUCACUGAAAAAAAAUCUGGUAGCCUUAUCCUAGACAUCUCCACAUAAAAGGAUCAGGUAAGAUGUGAUGUAAAAGACCCUCUGCUUAAAGUCUUGGAGAGCUACUGCCAGCCCAACUAGAAAACACUGGGCUAAAUGAGCAAAUAGUCUGACCUCAUAUAAAUUGGCUGCUCCUUCUUAGAUAGCUUGGUGGCUCAUUGUAGUCGUUAUAAGAAAACACACUUUAAUGAACUAUGUUGCUGCCGCUGCUAGCCAAAGAACAUGAAAUGAACAUUCCCAGUUCAACUGCACAUGGGAAAGUUGGUUUGAUGUGUGUGUUCUGCAUUUCAGCGGUUAAAAAGUUUCUGUAGCAAUCGUAUUAACUCCUAAGAAUGUAAGGGAACUGGGCCUGCUAGGUUGAGAAUUAGCAUGCAGUUAUUCUCAAAUAGAUAGUUGUGGCAAUUAUCAAAGAAGCAGGGUCUGGCCAUCCAGAAAUCGUCAAUUAUGGUUGACAUUUGUUUCUUGCACUGAUAGACUGCGCAAAAACCUUUGGUGAUUCUCUGAAGCAAAAUGCUGUUGACCUAGUGCUAUCCUCCAAAACUUUGUAAUUCAAAGUUCGGGAAGCAAAGGCAAAAUCUUGAUAGCUCGGGAGUGAUCUUGCCAAUAAUUUUUAGUUAAGACGCCAGCUUGAGCAUUGAAAAACAGAGAUUCGAUUUUAUUUUUAUUUUAUUUUUUACUCUGAUACAAAAUCCCCUGUCGUACAGGGUACAUUCAGGUACAAUGAACAGGCCUAAAUGUGGCCCAGUGAGAAUGUUUUCUUGGGCCGAGAGUCUGACGCUUGAAAUUGGUUGCCUCGUGGCAACCAGUACAGGGCAACAGCGUGAUCUGAUAUUCGUCAUCAAUGAACUGAAAGGUGGCUACCUGUACAGGACCAAGGGGCCGCUUCAUAUUUCAUGUUGUAAAGUAUUUUCAGUGUGAACGUAGCCAUGUUUGAAAACGAGGCAUAUGUGACCUCUUACAUGUUUGCCGGCACACAUGCAAGGUUGCGGUGCCAAUGUGGCUCCGAAGCAUUGCUCAGUCUCCUAAGCACCAGCUGGUUCGAAAAGCCCGUCUAAAUAUAUGAAGGUUCACAUGCACCUCUGGGGGGAUGAAUGGAGAAAAUAGCCUGAACUGGCUCUUAUGAACUGGAGAAUGACAUGAAAGUGAAGGGCUCAGAUAUCAUGGUGAUGAAGACCGUAGAUAGAUGGUAGUUUGAAACCCUCUGGUCUCCAUCACCAUGUUGAGGACUUCAGUUUCGAGACUAUGCACCAGCAUGAAAAGGCCCUUACCUGGGGAUUGCAGGUAAGCACUCACAAUCAUGUCCCGUCCGCAACCUUGGCCUUCUUCUGCUACGUAUGUUAUUACUCCUUCCAAGCCAGAAGGUUCUCAGGUUGAUACUGCACUUGCCUUGGUACAGGAAAUGGGUAGCUCUGUGGUCCUGUGUGUUCCAUGUCCUCUCCUCCUUUUGCCGUCUCUUGCAUAUCGGUAACAGUCUCUCCAUAAACAGUAUGUGCUAGGGCUUUAGCUGCACAUAGGUCAGUGGAAAGCCACUCCUUUGGCUUAUAGCAGUUCUGAAUCCAUCCACCGGACAAAAGUAAUAUGCCUACGCUUUGCACUUUAAAUAAUUUGUUCCAAUCAGCUGCUUGUACAUUUCUCUCUCCCCGCCCCCACUUUUAAAUCUUUCCAUUUAAAGGGCUGAGAUGCGACACCUUUCCUUCAUCCGCUAGCUAUGACUCCCCGGUUGCCAGGUGGUUAAGAGGAAAACAAUUUUGUAUUAUUAUUGUGUUUCUACAAGCUCACAGAUUAUUUGGGGAAUCACACCCAUGCGUGUCUCCUUGUCUGUUGUAUGAGGCUUUGUUUUGUUUUGUUUUUGUUUUUUAAAAAGUGAGGUGGAACUGGGGCAUUGAAAUUUGCUCAGAAAGUGGCUCGUUUGCUGUGGUUGUGGAUAGUUGUGCAUGCCGCAGGUUCGUUUCUCCUGUCAUAGUUUUGUGGUUUGGGUUACAUGUUUACCCCCGUUUUCCUUCCCACAGUUCAGAAUAUAUGGGAUCAGGCACACUUGCAGGCAGAGGAAUUCACUGCACUAAUGAAUAGCAAAAUAAACAUUUUGUGUUUCAAAAGUUACAGUGAUCACCUCCAUGUGAGGGUGAUGGGGACUACCCUGAGUGAAGAAGAAGGUGAAUGGAUUAUCAUUCAUUAGAAGAGAUCCCACACCCUAAUUAAAAAAAAGACAAAACAUUAAUCCAAACAUUGUGAGUCUCCCUUUAGUAGUGAAAGAGAGAGAGACUCUACUAUUAAACAAGUUUGGACUUUUGUGAUGUAGGACGCUUCCAGACAGGUUCUUAAUAUGGGAUGAGUACUCCUCAUGCUGACAAUUUUUUCACAGUGCAAUACUAGCCCAUGGUCUCUCCACCCCCUUUUCAUUCUGGUGUAUCCUUUCCAAGGAAAAUGUGAUGUUAAGAAACAAAUCUGUUGCCAACAUCCCAUCUGCAAUAGUAGGUCCCUAUCUGGAAGCACAUAUAGAGUAAUUCAACAAGAAAAAUGUCACCAAAUAUCCAAAGUGGCUGAAAUUGGCUUGGAAUUAUGUGUUGUCGCAGAUACAUAUAUAUCCAAAUUUUCCCGUAGGUUGAUGCAUGUUGCAUUUGUAUGUAGAGGGGUGUGAGGGUGUGAAUGUCUCUAGAAAGUGCAUUUUGUAGAGGAGGGGAUAGAAACUGCUUUUCAGGUGUUAAGAGCUGAAUAUUGAAAAACAGAACUAUUGUGAUUACUGUUUUCAGCUCCACGGCUGAUCUGGUGUGCGUGCGUGUGUGUCCCCAAACUUGGGAGAGUCACCUAACCUCUCUAUGUGCCUCAGUUUUACCCAUCUGUAAAACGGGUAAUUACCUACCUCACAGGGGUGUUGUGAGGCUUAAUUUAAUUCACGUCUGUUCAAAUGCUUUUCUGAGAUUCACAACUGCAAGUGCUGUUUAAGUGUGUAUAGGGCAGAGCAUGGACUAAGGGGAAAGCAUAGUGAGAUGGUGCCAUUAAUGCUGCUAAUUAAGAAAGUCACUGCUAUCGCUUCUUCCCUCCCUCUCCCCCCCCCCCAGCAGAUAUCAGGGCAACUAUUUUCUUGCUGCACUUUGCUUGUUCCCCACCCUACCCCUCAAUAAUGUCUUUAUUUUCAGCCCCUUUAGACCCUAACCCAGUAGAUUUUAUUCUGCUUUAAGACACACACAAACAAACAAACAAAACAAAGCAAAUGAGGAAAAGGAGGAGUUUUGGGGAGGGGAGAAAGAGCAUGUGUGUGGUUUUUUUUAUAUAAAAAAAAUACCUACUUCAACAAAAUAGCUGGGAUGAAAGAUGAAUACCGUCUGACUUAUUUGAUUUCCUUUGUACUGUACAUCUUUUUACUUUGGAAUUUGCAAUAAAAAGGUAUGUCCAUCUUG
Messenger RNA from Podarcis muralis (Common wall lizard), 14840 nucleotides. Lineage: Eukaryota; Metazoa; Chordata; Lepidosauria; Squamata; Lacertidae. The record is from RefSeq and is a predicted model, not a curated record.